Dipodomys ordii (Ord's kangaroo rat) is the source of this 1910-nucleotide messenger RNA. RefSeq names its product sprouty homolog 2 (Drosophila) (gene Spry2). The record is from RefSeq and is a predicted model, not a curated record. Gene Ontology annotation, biological process: negative regulation of Ras protein signal transduction; negative regulation of fibroblast growth factor receptor signaling pathway; animal organ development. Lineage: Eukaryota; Metazoa; Chordata; Mammalia; Rodentia; Heteromyidae. Bases 418 to 1365 code for a protein of 315 amino acids. Gene Ontology annotation, cellular component: cytosol; membrane. The transcript is spliced from 2 exons.
CCGUUUCUCUGCUCCUUCGCCUCUUCUGUCGGGGGGGAAAAAGAGGAGAGAGAGACUCGCGGUGGGCGCUACGGCCUCUUGUUCAUUGAGAGAGGGGAAAAAUUAAGAAGAAGAAGAAGCAAGAGGAGAUACUCGGCUGGCGUUUCUGGAAGAGUCGGGGGUCUUCCGAGCCCCCCGAGUGUGUUCACCGCGGGGGGGACCUGGCUCUGAAUUUUCUUCUCCCACCGAUUGCUCGGGAAGUUGAACUGAAGCAGAAUUUAGAAAGAAGACAAUUUUCCCCCUCGAAAGUUUGCAUCGAGGUUGGAUUUACUUGCACCUCGCAGGAAGAGAAUCCUGGGGAGAGGGGUGUGCAGAGCCGCGAUCACGGAGUUCAGAUGUGUUCUAAGCCUGCCGGAGUGAACACACUUCCAAGACCUGAUGGAGGCCAGAGCUCAGAGUGGCAACGGCUCACAGCCUUUGCUGCAGCCAUCCCGUGACAGUGGCAGGCAGCGUGGGGAGCCGGACCCCAGGGAUGCCCUCACCCAGCAGGUACAUGUGUUGUCUCUGGAUCAGAUCAGAGCCAUUCGGAACACCAAUGAGUACACGGAGGGACCUACGGUGGUCCCACGACCUGGGCUCAAGCCUGCUCCUCGUCCUUCCACACAGCACAAGCAUGAGAGACUCCAUGGGCUGCCUGAGCACCGCCAGCCUCCCAGGCUCCAGCACUCACAGGUCCAUUCUUUCACGAGAGCCCCUCUGUCCAGGUCCAUCAGCACCGUCAGCUCAGGGUCUCGGAGCAGCACAAGGACAAGUACCAGCAGCAGCUCCUCUGAACAGAGACUGCUAGGGUCGUCCUUCUCCUCGGGGCCUGGUGCAGAUGGCAUCAUUCGGGUGCAACCCAAAUCUGAGCUCAAACCAGGCGAGCUGAAGCCACUGAGCAAGGAAGAUUUGGGCCUGCAUGCCUACAGGUGCGAGGACUGUGGCAAGUGCAAAUGUAAGGAAUGCACCUACCCGAGGCCCCUGCCAUCGGACUGGAUCUGCGACAAGCAGUGCCUUUGCUCAGCCCAGAACGUGAUCGACUAUGGGACUUGUGUGUGCUGCGUGAAAGGGCUCUUCUAUCACUGCUCUAACGAUGAUGAGGACAACUGUGCUGACAAUCCCUGCUCCUGCAGCCAGUCUCACUGUUGUACGCGAUGGUCAGCCAUGGGUGUCAUGUCCCUCUUUUUGCCUUGCUUAUGGUGUUACCUUCCAGCCAAGGGUUGCCUUAAAUUGUGCCAGGGGUGUUAUGACCGGGUUAACAGGCCUGGAUGCCGUUGUAAAAACUCCAACACAGUUUGCUGUAAAGUUCCCACUGUCCCCCCCAGGAACUUUGAAAAGCCAACAUAGCAUUAUUAAUCCAGAGUAUUACAGUAAUAGGGGAUUGUGUUCAUGUUUUCUGUUUGCUUGUUUUCUUCUGUGUUGUUGUUUGUUUUUGCUUUUUGUUUUUUCCCUUACCACACAUAUGCAACCAACUUAACAGUUAUAAUCUUGGCACUGUUAGUAGAGAUUUGGGAUGUUUGCAGUGCGAUGCUUUUUUGUCUGUGUGCCAUUGGAACUGAUAGGCUUGUUAGAACUCAGCUAAUGGAGCGAAAAGUAAGGGGUACAGAACUUGGUGACCCACGUAUUGCAUAAGCUAAAGCAACAGACACUCCUAGGCAAAAGUUGUUUUUGUUUGUGAAUAGGCCUUGCAAAAUUUGUAAAUUAGCAAAUGACCUCGCCCCCCCAUUGUUUUCUCCAGAGAUAAUGUGCUAUAUUUUUGUAUAUACAAUAAUAUUUGCAACUGUGAAAAAAAAACAAGUUUGUGCCAUUCUAUGUGGCACAGUCACAAAAUAUUAUACUAAUAUGUUGUACAUUCGGAAGAAUGUGAAUCAAUCAGUAUGUUUUUAGAUUGU